Molecule: messenger RNA, 2355 nt
Organism: Lachancea lanzarotensis
Lineage: Eukaryota; Fungi; Ascomycota; Saccharomycetes; Saccharomycetales; Saccharomycetaceae
Gene: CCR4
Product: LALA0S09e07426g1_1
Exons: 1
Coding region: 1-2355 (784 amino acids)
Biological process (GO): nuclear-transcribed mRNA poly(A) tail shortening
Cellular component (GO): nucleus; cytoplasm; CCR4-NOT complex
Molecular function (GO): protein binding; poly(A)-specific ribonuclease activity
Source: RefSeq, a predicted model, not a curated record
AUGAACAAUCCAGCGCCGAUGGUGGGCUACUCCGGGCUGGCGGGACAGCCCGGGACGGUGCAACACCAUUUGCCGUCUGUUUUGGGCACUCCUGGAACACUUCAACAACAAUUGCAUAUGCAACAGCAACAGCAACAACCACAUUCGCAAAUGGGAUUGAACGGGACGCUUACACAGGGCCAUUCAAUGGGUCCCAACCAGCAGGGGAUUCCCCCGGGCCUGCUGGGUGGCCAGCCCGGCCAUCAGCCGGGCGGUUUGCCGGUUUCUGGAGCGGUUUCUGGAGCGGUUUCCAAUGCAGGAAAUCCGCUUUAUCAUCCACACCAAGGUGACCCAACAAUGUUAAACAAUCCAAUUUGGAAACUGCAAUUGCAGCUAGCCGCCGUAUCGCGCCAAUCGAUGGGCCAGGCUAAUGUAUAUGCACGUCAAAGUGCCAUGCGAAAGUACUUAUUGAGCAAGACCCAGGGAACCACUGGGGCUCCAGCUUCAGUUUCAGUGGCGGCUUCGGCUGCAGCCGAAGCUAUUGGAAGGUCUACUUCCCCUGCUAGUGCUGCAAACACUGGAACUUUGAACGAAAUGUCAGCAUCAUUGGUGGAUAACACCAAACAGCUACUUUUGGAACUGGCAACAGAGCCCACAGUGGUGAAAAACCCGGCGAUUCCUUCUUCAAGCGCUGUCUCAACACCCAUUACACCCAGUGCCGAACUGAACGGACCAGGUGGUCACAACCCUUCGACCCCUUCGCUGCUUCAACAGCACAAGAAAUUGUCACAGUACAACAUCGACGAAGAUGACGAAAUCGAGCACCGCAUGGCUGCUCCUACCAACACGAAGCACGAUGAGCAACUGUGGCACGCACUAGACCUAUCGAAUUUGCAAUUAUUCAAUCUCAGUGCGUCAUUGUUCAAAUACGAGUUUUUGACUCGAUUAUAUUUGAAUGGUAACAAUUUGACAUCUUUACCCAAAUCUGUGAAACAGUUGAAGAAUUUGAGAGUGUUAGACUUGUCGCACAAUAAGCUUACCGAACUUCCUUCAGAAUUGGGACUCUGUCACGAGCUCAAGUACCUGUAUUUUUUUGAUAACAUGGUUUCCACACUUCCUUGGGAAUUUGGUAACCUUUACAAUUUACAAUUUCUAGGAUUAGAGGGGAACCCGAUGGAUCGACAGAUGAUCAAAAUACUGACGGAAAAAUCCGUAACGGGCUUGAUCUUCUACUUGAGAGACAAUGCACCCGAAAUUCCGUUGACUAUUGACAGAAAAUUCAUCGACGUGAAUGUGGACGGCGAACCUGUUGAAGAAUAUGCAACUUUGCAAGAGUCUGAGUCACAUCUCAACCGUGAGACACACAAGAGAUCUUUCACGCUUCUAUCCUACAACACAUUGUGUCAGCACUACGCAACACCUAAGAUGUACAGGUUUACACCAUCAUGGGCACUCAGCUGGGAUUAUAGACGCGAAAAACUGAAAGAACAAAUUUUGGGUUAUGACACAGACUUGAUUUGCAUGCAAGAAGUUGAAGCCAGGACGUAUGAUGAAUUUUGGGUUCCACUACUACGGGAACACGGUUAUACUGGUAUUUUCCACUCUAAGACAAGAGCAAGAACCAUGCAUGCCAAAGACUCUAAAAAAGUAGAUGGAUGCUGUCUUUUUUACAGGGACGCAGAGUUCAAGCUUGUUUUCAAAGAGUCGAUCGAUUUCAGUAGCAUAUGGAUGAAACACAAGAAGUUCCAACGCACCGAAGAUUACCUAAAUCGUGCCAUGAAUAAGGACAACGUUGCCCUGGUGGCUCAAUUACAACACAUUAAGAGUGGCGAACAUGUGUGGGCCGUCACGACACACUUGCAUUGGGACCCACAAUUCAACGACGUCAAGACUUUCCAGGUAGGUGUACUACUUGACUAUCUGGAGAAGACUAUUAAGGAACACCACAGCUGCAGUAGUGCCCAAGAGGUCAAAAAAAUCCCUGUGGUCGUAUGCGGUGAUUUCAACUCUUCACUUGAUUCUGCAGUUUACGAGCUACUAAGCACGGGCUCCGUCCGUGAGCAUACAGAUAUCCAUGGUCGCGAUUUCGGUUACAUGUCCCAGAAAAAUUUUGCUCACAACUUGCCUCUGAAAUCCAGUUACGACGUUAUUGGAGAGCUACCUUUCACCAAUCUCACACCUCUGUUCACCAAUGUCAUCGACUACAUAUGGUUUUCUCCGCAGGGACUACGCGUACGCGGAGUGCUGGGAGAGAUUGACCCCGACUACGUGGCCAGAUUCAUUGGUUUUCCCAACGACAAAUUUCCCAGCGACCAUAUCCCGCUGCUGACUCGCUUCGAAUUCACAAGAGGUGUUGGUGGCAGCAGGAAGGCGUGA